AUGGCCCAACGUCUCCUCCAGUCCUUUCGACGGUUGCCUGGUAAUUUUGCCACUGUAAAGAAAAAGGCAGAGUUAUCCGAAGUUCAUGGAAGCUCCUACAAAAUAAAUGUUUGUGCGGAUUUCGGAUUCCCUUCGAAGCCCACUUCCAUCGCCUACGACUCCACCUUAGACUUACUCGCUUUGUUGACAAGAGACGGAAAUCUGUCUGUCUUUGGGAAGCCUGGUGUGGUUUUUACGGGUGCGCACAACAAUGAAGCGGAAUUCAUCCAAGUUCUUUUUAUCGUCGGUGAAGGCCAUGCUAACGAACUCGAUGAUGAUGCAGACUCUUGGCCCCCGUUUCGCCACGCGGGCGUAUUCGACCCUUUCAUUGACGAUAAUCGCGUCUCUGUGCAAGUUAUCAAAUUGGUAGACAAUACCGUCAUUGUCGGUGGCGCUGCCGGACAGAUCACCGUUUGGCAGUUUUUGGAUCAUGCCCCUCCCCUAAUUCCCGCAAAUGUGAUAUUGAAAACUGAGCUCCCCGGGUUCCAUUGGAAAGGGCACUCUCCUCUUAAGCUCCAAACAGGGGUCGAACAUGGUGUCAUCUUGUCCACCUCCCCUGCUCAACUGCAAGCUGUCGGUGUGUUGAUGGUCCAACCACCCGGUCGAUGUACUUCUCUAGGGUUAGCGGAGGCACCUACACCACAUCGGGAUAUAAAGACUCUCUCAGUGUACCCAGCACCUUGUUCCAUCGGAGUUUUGGUCGCACUGGGUACUCCUCACGGGUUUGGUGUCGUCUUCCUUCCUCCGUCCAAACCGCCACCUACAACUGCAACUGACCAGUCCAUUUCUCAGCCUCCCGCGCAGUGGGAACCAGUGACUCCGGUGGUUCUUCUAGCUGAAACAACCCUACCCGACAACUUGGACGCGUUGCAGGAAGCCGCUGCAGGUGAAGGCUGGGCACGUCGCCGCACUCGUGAGUUAAAGAAGAGUCUACGCGAUUCUUUCCGUCGACUCAAACGAAUGCGGUCUACAAAGGCAGCAACGACAGAAGUCCAGCCCACGCAGAUAAGCCGAGCUGGAAUACGUCGUACUGUUACUCAGAACAACCGCGCCAUCGGACGUACAGUAAACAGUGGUCCCCUAGAAGAUGCGGAGACGCGCGUGAUGAGCCUUAAUAACACCCCUGUUCAUACCUCAUCCGGUUUUCCACCCGUGAGUGUCGAGCGCGAAAUUUGCGAUCGGCCGCUGGAGUCAGCUAGCACGGCUAUUGUUUCUUGCUUUGCAUUUGGACCUCCACUCUUCCGGUUCUCCACCUACCAAUCAAAUUAUCCAACCAACCAGCCGGUUGGUUCAUUGUUCGUGGGGACUAAGGCAGGAAUCGUGAAGGCAUACGCAUUGUUUACCGAUGUGAGCAUACACUCGUCAGUUAAACCAUCUAUGUUUCGGCUGCAACUCGCCAAGCAGCUCAUAUUACAACACCGCGCUCCUCUACUCAACCUACGUCUCGUGGACGGAAAGUCCUAUUUCCCUUUCUCCCCCCAUAGCCUAAAUUCACCCCUCACUUCCCCAGUUCGUCCAACCGUUCCGCCCUGUUUGUUAGUCACUACGGAAGAACAAGUCCGUCUAUUCAGCUUACCUGCUCUACGCCUACGGUACAAAGCGCGUAUUACAGCGAAAGAUGGAUACCGCAUCAAGGCGGGCGCCCUCGUGUCUUUCCGGUUGCAUUCUAAGUCCCCUUCAUCCAAUGACAAAUCAGCCGACGUUGAUUCCGCCUGUGGUGAUCUUGACCGAUCGGCAGCCAGCUCAACUUCCACUCCUAGUCAUCAUAUUCCCAUCCACAGCGAUAUGCACAGUUCAGAAUUUUCUUAUGUCUUCACCAACGUUGGAGGACAAGCAGUCAUCCUGUCUGUGCCCCAUCUGACCCGGAAGGAUACCUUCGGUCUUUUGGAUUUAACCGAUGUCGUUGCCGUUAGCUCAGUAGUUUUCGCAGAGCCUGGCUGUUCCAGUCCACCCAGCGAGUCUACCGUGUCCGCUCCCUCACUGGGUCUUUAUCAGCUAGCACCUGGUCAGCUAACAUUGUUUGAUGUGGUACGCACCGGUCAGCGAGCAAGUUUACUUGGCGCAUCUUAUCGACCAGUUCAUCGUCUCCCACCGCUGAGCCCUAGUGCCACCGGGCAGUUUGUCCGACCCAUGACGACGGAAAUUCAUACUGCCACAAGCAACGGACCUUCCGCUGGCUCAUUUUCCUCUUCUCAACGGUUCCUGCAGCCUUUAUGCAAAAAUCAGCAACCCUCUUCAUCGCAUAAUACAACUGUACACUCAGGUUCAUAUGCGAGCAGUCAGGUGAAUUCCUCUCUGUUGUCCAACACCCUGAGUGAUUCUGUUCGUGACUGUGUCUCGUCUCCGUCUGGCUCUUCGGUUGUCAGUGAUCAACACAUCAUUCGCCGGUGAUCAGCUUGAUUCACAUUGUCUAACCCGAAGCUUUGUCAAUGAAACCAGCUGAAUUGAAUUACGUUUGCAGUUGUCUUUACAGGCAGUCUGUGGAGCGACCGACAAACAUCGAUUUCGUUUUGCUUUUUACUUUAUUUCCCUUUUCCCACCCUUUUUACCCACGCCAGCACAUCCAUUUUUAUUGAUGCUGAGCCACAGCGAUGGCUCAUCACGGAGCCCACCGCUUUGUGAUCACUGGGCCCGAAGAAUGUGAUUUCUUCUUCAUUCAAAACUUACUCGCGUAAAGCUUUGUGUUCAGUUCGUUGUUGUCGGGAUGACGUCGGUUUGCCUGGCUCCAUCUGUCACUUGGUCGUGAUCGCUCUCAGUGUGCACUUUGCGUUCACUUGUUUUCACGCUCAUGUUCACAUCUCACUUAUUAACGACUCAUACUUCCCUAUGUUACUGGGUGUCCCCGAGUGUUCGUAUUUGUCCCCGUUGCUGCACAGCUUUACCUCUGGCUUUUUCUUACUUUUUAUCAUCCAUCUGGUUAUUUUUAGGUUUUUUAAACAUUGUAGCCACAGUAUCCCAAGAUGCGUCCGCUUUGCUUGCACUGUUGGAGAAGUUUGAAAAAUACAUUGGGCUUUACUUCUCACGAACUUCAAUUGAUUAUUUCUCUAUUUCUAUCUAUAGUACUUUUGAUAGGUUUUAACUGUGCAGACUCGGGUUUUGAACAAG
Molecule: messenger RNA, 3144 nt
Organism: Dicrocoelium dendriticum
Lineage: Eukaryota; Metazoa; Platyhelminthes; Trematoda; Plagiorchiida; Dicrocoeliidae
Source: the annotation of a GenBank genome assembly